Molecule: messenger RNA, 1038 nt
Organism: Abrus precatorius (Indian licorice)
Lineage: Eukaryota; Viridiplantae; Streptophyta; Magnoliopsida; Fabales; Fabaceae
Product: post-GPI attachment to proteins factor 3
Exons: 5
Coding region: 1-1038 (345 amino acids)
Biological process (GO): GPI anchor biosynthetic process
Cellular component (GO): endoplasmic reticulum membrane
Molecular function (GO): hydrolase activity, acting on ester bonds
Source: RefSeq, a predicted model, not a curated record
AUGUUAAAUUAUUAUGCUAUCGCUUUCUUCUUGGUACUUUCAACGUCUAAUGCAGAAUUAAAUGCAAGUGUUGGUGAUGCUGAUCCACUUUAUAGGAAUUGUGUAAGUCAAUGUGAGGAAACUGGAUGCGUAGAGGAAAAAUGCUUUCCAAAUUGUAAAUUUUCUUUAGAUGAAAUCCCUAAUUGUCAUUCAUGGGACAUGUUAGAACCAUAUUAUAAACCGUGGAAGAAACAAGAAUGCAAAAGUGAUUGUCAAUAUCAUUGCAUGCUUGAUAUAGAGGAAGAGAGACAGUUACUUGGUGAAAGCCCAGUAAAAUAUCAUGGUAAAUGGCCCUUCAAGCGUAUCUAUGGUAUUCAGGAGCCUGCUUCUAUGGCUUUCUCUGCCCUCAAUCUUGCAAUGCAUUUUCAUGGUUGGAGAUCCUUUUUCAAUCUUCUACACAAGAAACUUCCUCUCAGUGCAGGCAAGAAGAAUUCCUAUGAAUAUGCUGGUUUAUGGCAUGCUUAUGGGCUCUUAUCAGUAAACUCUUGGUUUUGGAGUGUUAUUCUUCAUACUCGAGAUUUUGAGUUAACAGAAAAGCUAGACUACUCUUCUGCAGUGGGUCUCCUUGGAUAUUCCCUCAUUUUAGCCAUAGUACGGAGCUUCAAUAUAAAGGAUGAAGCUACUAGAGUUAUGAUAUUUGCUCCCUUGUUAUCUUUUCUGAUCACCCAUAUAUUUUACCUCAACUUCUAUAAAUUUGACCACGAAUGGAAUAUGAAAGUUUGUGUAGUAAUAGUAGUAGCACAACUUACAAUAUGGGUAGUUUGGGCUGGUGUUAAUCAACAUCCUUCACGAUGGAAGCUUUGGUUUGUUGUUCUAAUUGGUGGGCUUGCAAUGUUCCUAAAAAUGUAUGAUUUUCCUCCAUAUGAAGGACUUCUAGAUGCACAUUCCCUUUGGGUUGCCAUUACUAUUCCUCUAACUUGCCUAUGGUGGAGUUUUGUCAGGGAUGAUGCUGUGCUUCUAACCUCUAAACAUUCAAAGAAAUCUAAGAAAUCCAAGUAG